Molecule: messenger RNA, 291 nt
Organism: Sorex araneus (European shrew)
Lineage: Eukaryota; Metazoa; Chordata; Mammalia; Eulipotyphla; Soricidae
Product: small nuclear ribonucleoprotein G-like
Exons: 1
Coding region: 1-291 (96 amino acids)
Biological process (GO): mRNA splicing, via spliceosome; spliceosomal snRNP assembly
Cellular component (GO): catalytic step 2 spliceosome; U2-type prespliceosome; precatalytic spliceosome
Molecular function (GO): RNA binding
Source: RefSeq, a predicted model, not a curated record
AUGAGCAAAGCUCACCCCUGGGAGCUGAAAAAAUUUAUGGACAAGAAGUUAUCAUUAAAACUGAAUGGCAGCAGACAUGUCCACGAAAUACUUCAAGGAUUUGAUCCCUUUAUGAAUCUUGUGACAGAUGAAUGUGUGGAGAUGGCAACAAAUGGGCAACAGAAUAAUAUUGGAAUGGUGGUAAUACGAGGAAAUAGUAUCAUCAUGUUAGAAGCCUUGGAUGAGUAUAGACAGAGGUUGUUUAGAAGCCAAGUGUUUUCAUGUGUUCCCAUCAUUGCAUCUUUUUACUAA